CACGCAUAGCCACUUGGGAGACCUGCUUCACGACUGCCUCUCAGGUUUUAUGUGCAGUAAUUUCCUUUCUACCAGUGCUAGUACCAGCUUAGCCCCUUAACCCAGUAAAGCGUAUACAUAAAUGGCGGCUCCAACAUUCAUUUUGCCACUCUCUGCCGCAGCAAGCAAAGCAAAUAUCCGUCAAAAUCUUGAAACUCAAAGCUUAUAUAUAAAUACAGGUGCCCCUUCCUGUUCACUGACUUCUCUUUAUAGCUAGAGCUCUCCGUUUAUUUCGUUCAGUCAUUUUCACAAACAGUUUGUGUUCCGUUUGAAAGUUCUGUCCACCUGUAGAAUGCAAGGAAUCAGAACCAUAAGAUGUAACCUGUCGAGAUUUGUAAUUCUAGCUCGAACCCAUUUGAUUUUUUCACAUUUUGAACCAACCCACUUUGCAAAUCUAACCGUUGAGAGGCCACUGAGUUCGAAAUUUUCAACUGCUUUCUAUUCUUUCUCCACUUCAAGUCUUGAAACCCCAAUCACCCCAAAGCAUCUCAAAGAACCAGAAGAAUGUUCUAGUGAUAAUGACGAUAAUGGCAGUGAUAUGGAAAAUGACGAAGACGACGACGAUGUUAGAGGGUUGAAUUUAAGCGAUGAUGGUCUUUUUCAGGAUGCGAAGACCAUUGUGAAUAUAUUACAAGAAUCGAGUGACAAUCUUGUGGAAAUGAAGAGCAAGAUUGAGCAAUGUGGGGUUAAGGUCUCACAAGAAUUGGUCUUGGAGGUGCUUUCUAGGGUACGAAAUGAUUGGGAGGCGGCGUUUACUUUCUUCUUGUGGGCAGCUAGGCAGCCAGGUUAUGCUCAUUCUGUACGUGAAUAUCAUUCCAUGAUUUCUAUUCUUGGUAAAAUGCGAAAGUUUGAUACAGCGUGGGUGUUGAUUGAUGAGAUGAGAGGAGUUAAGACCGGUGUAUCACUGGUGACUCCACAGACUUUGUUGAUCAUGAUUAGGAAAUACUGUGCGGUGCACGAUGUUGGUCGGGCUAUAAACACAUUUUAUGCCUACAAAAGAUUUAAAUUUGAUAUGGGGAUUGAGGAGUUUCAGAGUCUUUUGUCAGCCCUUUGUCGGUAUAAGAAUGUGCAAGAUGCUGAGCAGUUGAUGUAUUGCAAUAAAGCUGUAUUUCCGCUUAACACGAAGAGUUUUAACAUUGUGCUGAAUGGUUGGUGUAAUUUGAUUGGUAGUCCUCGUGAAUCAGAGCGAGUGUGGAGGGAGAUGAGCAGGAGGGGUAUUCGAUUUGAUGUUGUGUCGUAUGCUAGUAUGCUGUCUUGCUAUUCGAAGGCUGGUAGUCUUUAUAGAGUGCUCAGGCUCUACAAACAGAUGAAGAAAUUUGGGAUUGAACCAGAUAGGAAAGUUUAUAAUGCGGUCAUCCAUGCUCUUGCUAAGGGUAGGCUUGUGAAUGAAGCUUUCAACCUCAUGAAAACAAUGGAGGAGAAGGGUGUUGCUCCUAACAUUGUCACAUACAAUUCACUAAUUAAACCUUUAUGUAGGGCAAGGAAAGUAGAAGAGGCUAAAGGGGUAUUUGAUGACAUGUUAAAGCGCUGCAUAUCUCCAACCAUACGCACUUAUCAUGCUUUCUUUCGCAUUUUAAGGACAGGGGAAGAAGUGUUUGCUCUCUUGGAGAAGAUGAGAAAGAUGGGAUGUCAACCAAUUAAUGAUACCUACAUAAUGUUAAUUAGGAAAUUUUGCCGGUGGCGUCAGCUUCAGAAUGUUUUUAAGUUGUGGGAUGAAAUGAGUGAGAAUGGAAUCAGUCCUGAUCGUAGCUCAUAUAUUGUGCUUAUUCAUGGUCUCUUCUUGAAUGGUGAAUUGGAUGCAGCCCACAAAUAUUACACAGAAAUGAAGGAAAAGCAGUUAUUACCCGAACCAAAGAUAGAUGAAAUGCUUCAGACCUGGUUGUCUAAUAAGCAAAUAGCAGAGGGUCAGACCACAGAAUCAAGAAGCAAUCAAUGUCAGACCACAGAAUUAAGAAGCAAUCAAUUGGAUUGCAGUCCGUCACACGAGCAAACCAGAGGCAUUCCUAAGAGAAGUCAUGACAGAAAUUUUAUCCGACAAGCUGAAACGAGAAAAGUUGCGAGAGAGCGAGGCUUUUCGUUUUGGGAGCCCUAGGUUCUUGUGCAAUGGGUAAUUUAUGCAGUCAGUGAACCUGCAGCAUCAAGCUUCCAAGGACCUCAGCAACAGUGUAUGCACCAAAAAUAUUGGAAAGCACAUCGUCAAUGCGCACCAUAACAGCAUAGUAUCUGUAAAAUGCUGCAGAAUUUAUCUAUAGGAUUGCAGAUACAUACAUGUCUGUGGUGUGAUUGGAGAACAUCUUAUGUUUUGCAUUAUGGCUUGUUAUUCUCAAUCUUAUAAUAGAAAAGUUUAACAAGAAAAAAAAAAA
Molecule: messenger RNA, 2402 nt
Organism: Populus euphratica (Euphrates poplar)
Lineage: Eukaryota; Viridiplantae; Streptophyta; Magnoliopsida; Malpighiales; Salicaceae
Product: Tetratricopeptide repeat (TPR)-like superfamily protein
Exons: 1
Coding region: 332-2131 (599 amino acids)
Molecular function (GO): protein binding
Source: RefSeq, a predicted model, not a curated record